Scomber japonicus (chub mackerel) is the source of this 630-nucleotide messenger RNA. Its product is annotated as C-type lectin domain family 9 member A-like. The record is from RefSeq and is a predicted model, not a curated record. The transcript is spliced from 5 exons. NCBI's taxonomy places the organism in Eukaryota, Metazoa, Chordata, Actinopteri, Scombriformes, Scombridae. The coding region runs from base 1 to 630 and encodes 209 amino acids.
AUGGACCUAGAUGAAGAGAUCUAUAUCAAUAUCGAAGAGCUGCGUGACACCAUUAGCACUAAACACAAAGGACCAGAGAACAAUGAAACCAAACAUGUGAGAGCAGACUUUGUGGCUGGAGAUGAAACUGAAACCUGCUCAUCUUACAAAGUGGCUACAGUGUGUGUGGGGCUGCUGUGUUUCGUGCUGCUGACCACUGUCAUAGCAGUCAGUGUACAAUAUGACAAAGACUAUAAUCAACUGUCCAGAGACCUGGCCAACCACACAGCAGAGAAUGAGCAGCUUCUGCUCAGAUACCAUAACCUGACAGAGGAGAGAGAUCACCUAAAAGACACUUUCAAGAGUACAGAACUUAAGCUGGACAAUGCCAUGAAGAAAAUUGGAUCAUGCCCUGAUGGAUGGAGUCUGUUUGGCUGCAGUUGUUACUAUUUGUCCAGAGAAGUGGCAACUUGGGAUAACAGUAGACAGCAGUGUUUGAAAAGAGGAGCAGACCUGGUGAUCAUUAACAGCCAAAAAGAAAUGGUGUUUCUGAAUAAGUUUGGAACUUUGAAGUUUUGGAUCGGUUUGAGACGAUUGUCUGGCCAAAGUAACUGGAUGUGGACUGAUGCAAGCUCACCUAGAACCACGUAA